Messenger RNA from Adineta ricciae, 450 nucleotides. The record is from the annotation of a GenBank genome assembly. Lineage: Eukaryota; Metazoa; Rotifera; Eurotatoria; Adinetida; Adinetidae.
AUGUAUUUGGGUGUUAUCGUGGGGUUGAUUCCUAUGGGAGGUAAUAAGGAAAUGUGGAGGAAACGUGAAGGAUUUAUUGAUUAUAUCCCAGUUCCUCAUGGUAUUUUAGGAGCUUUCGUUGGUUGUAUAGGGAACUUAAGAAUUGCCCUUUCUCAGUCCUUGGACACCCCUCUUAAAUGCCUGUGUGCAAAAGGUUUUAAUAGUGAGCGAUGCACUGUACGCGAUCUGAAAUUGGUUAUCUCAUUUGAUGACGUGAUCACUUUACCUCAAGACAUACCGAUUCAUUGUAUUGAAACUGUUGAGAAUGAUUUUCCAGCACGAACCAGCACUUAUGCAAUGAUUCUACUGAAGAAAAGAGCACUCACGAUCUCGUGGUCAAAAGAAUUUGAUAUCGCAUUCGUUGAAGAAACUCGGUCGACGGCAGACACUUAUCCCGAAACAAAUCAAUGA